AUUCCGUUUGUUUUACUACGCCCCUUGUGUUUAUCUUUUCCUUGGCAAAUCUUCAGGGCAAAUUAGCUUUUGAUAAAUAGUAUCAAAAUUGAGCAUAAGAGAAACCUUCUUUUCUAUAUGAUUUUAUCCAUUGUGCCAUAUUCCGUUCUGUGCUUAACGAACAAUGUGGUUGGGUCUAGUAUAUCAGAACUGAAUGCUUCGUUUCCCAUAAACCCCUAGUUCAGGCCACCAAAUUCUCUGUGCAAAGGCGCUGAGAAUCUUGAUGGAGCUGAGAAAGUUUGGUUAAUCUUUGUAACUCAAACUACCCUUUUCCCUGACUUGUUCAUUCUUCUUCCUAAACAUCAAUGGCUGCUUCAUUAUCACGCAUAACAUCUCCAUCGACAUCAAAAUUCUCUCUUGGAAAGACCAUUUUGAGGUUUUCAUCCAUUCAAGGCCGUCCCACCAUUAUCCAUACUAGAAAACCCCUGUCCAACUCAAAUGCACGCUUAAAUUUUCAUUCUACUCGCCGUUUCAGCCCCUUUCUUGGAAAUUCUUCUCUCUAUCUUAUAUCAUCAAGAGUUUCUUCAGAAGGGUUGCUUGAUACAGCCGAGGAGAAUGAGAACAUGCCGUCAUUUGAGGAACGGCCGCUCAAAUUUUCUUUCUGGGUACUGUUUUGGGCGUCUCUAUCCCUUGUUUGGUUUGCAACUUCUAAGGAUGCAAAUGCUGCAGCUGAUUCCAUCAAAGCCUCCAGCUUUGGCCUGAAAAUUGCCAGUAAGCUUCGAGGGUCGGGUUGGCCCGAUGAGGCUGUGGUUUUUUCCCUUGCAACGCUUCCUCUUCUUGAGCUUCGUGGGGCUAUUCCUGUUGGUUACUGGUUGCAGCUUAAGCCUGUGGUGCUAACCAUAUUAGCCGUUCUUGGGAAUAUGGUUCCGGUUCCCUUCAUUAUACUUUACUUGAAGAAGUUUGCUUCUUUCUUCGCUUCGAGAAAUAAGACCGUGGCUCGAUUUGUGAACAUUCUUUUUGAGAACGCCAAAGCGAAGGCUGGCCCUGUAGAGGAGUUCCAAUGGCUUGGUCUGAUGCUCUUUGUAGCUGUGCCUUUCCCUGGAACAGGAGCUUGGACUGGAGCCUUCAUAGCCUCCAUCCUUGAUAUGCCGUUCUGGUCAGCUCUAUCUGCAAAUUUUGUUGGUGUUGUUUUUGCUGGGCUUCUAGUAAAUUUGUUGGUGAAUCUUGGUCUCAAAUACGCAAUUAUUACUGGUAUUAUUCUCUUCUUAGUUUCCACAUUCAUGUGGACCAUCCUUCGGAUCAUUAGAAAGUCCUUAAGCUCGUCAAAUUGACAUUGAAUUAGCAGUGUUAUAUUAGUGGCGUCAAGUUGUAGUUUAACUUCUGAAACUUGAAUUUCGAUUAUUCAAUAUCUUAUUUCUCAUUGCAAGAUCAUAUAUGCAAAAAAUAUAUAUUAUUUAAGAUAA
Messenger RNA from Humulus lupulus (European hop), 1442 nucleotides. RefSeq lists its product as uncharacterized. Bases 345 to 1310 code for a protein of 321 amino acids. Lineage: Eukaryota; Viridiplantae; Streptophyta; Magnoliopsida; Rosales; Cannabaceae. The transcript is spliced from 2 exons. The record is from RefSeq and is a predicted model, not a curated record. Gene Ontology annotation, cellular component: chloroplast.